AUUCCAUCCGCAUAUCUCUAUCGCUGUCCUCCCCCAAUUCGCCUCUCUAUUCAAUUUGACAAUUUAUCAUAAUUUUCACAAUUUUUUUGUUGUUGCUAUCAUAAUUAGGUCUCUCUAGUAAAUCUCCAUUUUUGUGUUCCUUGUUGUUGUUGAUCUCAGUCUGGUUUCAAUUGGCUCACGAUCUUGUUAGUCGCGUUCGGCAAAACUCAAUCAACUAACGAUUACAGCGCGUUUUGAUUUUGAAGCAUGUUAUAAAGAUGAUGAUGAACCAAGGAGGCAAUACUCAGACCAUUGCUGCUGUCGACCCCAAUUCAAUUGAGAAUCGCCAUGUAGCUAAUGGGAACCAAGGACAGGCGCCCUCGUAUUAUCCGUCAACAAGUGUGGCGGAAGCGUCUUAUCCGUCAACAAGUGGGGCGGAAGCGUCAGCAUGGCCAACUCAUCGGGUGGAGAAUGGCUCCACAAAUAAUGGGGUUCAUUCGCAAACAACGUAUCAAUACAAUCAGCAUACACAGCCGCCUGGGAGUAGUACGCCCAGUUUGGGAACAGUGAAUGCACCGCAAGAUUACAGUAGCUACGCGUCAUACCCUAAUCCUGCUGAUCCGUAUGGUUAUGGAAGUACAGGAUACCAAGGUUACUAUAACAACUAUCAGCAGCAACCCAACCAGUCCUACUCACAACCCGUAGGAGCAUAUCAAAAUACAGGUGCUCCUUAUCAGCCUAUUUCCUCAUUUCAGAAUACAGGGUCUUAUGCUGGGUCUGCAAGUUAUUCAAGCACUUACUACAAUCCUGCUGAUUAUCAGACUGCUGGAGGCUAUGCAAGUAGCGGUUACACUAAUCAAACUAAUCAGACCACCGCUUGGAAUGGUGGAAAUUAUGCAAACUAUACCUCUCAACAGUAUGCACCUUACACUCCAGAAGCUCCUGGUGUAUAUAGUUCUGCUCCUACAACGUCAACUCCACAAAAUUAUCAGCAGCAAUAUAACCAAUGGGCAGAUUAUUACAAUCAAACAGAAGUCAGUUGUGCUCCUGGGACUGAGAACUUGUCUGUUACUAGUACACAGAAUGUGGGAUGUCCGGUUCCAGGUGUUACCACUGGGUAUCAAACCUCAGUCAACCAGCCACCACCACCACCACCUUCAUACACUCCUUCAUGGAGGCCAGAAUCUAGUUCAUCUCACUUACCAUCGGUGCAGUCUGGUGCUGUAGUUGGUGGUGCUCAUGAUGCUUACUGGAAUCAUGUGGCUCCUACUUCGCAAUCUCAAAUUCAACAUAUAUCUCCUAAUCAAGCACAAUUUCAAAAGCCUUUGGAUCAAAAAAAUUCUUAUGAUAGCUUUCAGGACCAACAGAAAGCUACAACUUCUCAAUCAUCAAGCAUUCAGUAUCCUCCUGCUUCUCAGCCACCGUAUGUGUCUCAUAGUUACCAAACACCUUCACAAGCUGUUCCAUCAAUAGAUGCACAAAGAGCAAACAAACUGCAGAUUCCAACAAACCCUAGAAUCACUUCAAGUAUAACUGUGGGUUUACGAAAAACUGAAAAGGAUAUAAAUAUGACCAGUCCAGCAGUGAAACCUGCUUACAUCAGUGUUUCACUGCCAAAACCGGUCGAUAAGGUGCCAUCCAGUGCUAGUGCUGAUUCUCUACUGAAGACUGGUAUGUUCCCCAAGUCACUGCGUGGUUACGUUGAAAGAGCUUUGGCUCGUUGUAAAGAUGAUAAUCAGAUGGCUGCCUGUCAGGUUGUCAUGAAGGAGAUCAUCACCAAGGCAACAGCUGAUAGCACUCUUUACACACGAGACUGGGAUACUGAGCCUCUUUUUCCCCUCCCAAAUGAAGAUGCUACAAAUAAAGAGUUAAAUUCUUCAGACCUUGUUUCAUCAUUGGCAAAGCUUAAAAGAAGUCCAAGUAGACGGCCCAAGAGUAGAUGGGAACCUUUACCAGAGGAGAAGUCAGAGAAGUCCGCUGAGAGGCCAGCCUCUUUAAAUGGCAGUGGUCUAAACUAUGCUGCUUGGGGACAUGUGAAUGAUAAGGAGAGAAAGCCAUUUGUGUGGGGUUCUGGGAGUAAGAAUGAUAAUAUGAGUAAUGCAAAGUUUCCCUCGCUGGAGCAGAAAAGUGCAAGUAAGAUAAUACAAAAGCCAUUUAAGAGGCAACGCCUUUCUGAUGGGGUAGGCACUACUGAGAAUGGUGAUGCAUCUAGUGAUAGUGAUCCUGAUCAAGGAUUAGCAGCCUACUACACGGGUGCAAUGGCCCUUGCAGAUUCACCAGAAGAAAGAAAGAGACGUGAACAUCGAUCUAAGCGUUUCGAAAAAGUGCAAAGCCAUCGAGGACAGAAUAAUCAUUUCAAACCUAAAAAUGCUGGUGCUGGAAACUUGUAUGCUAGAAGAGCUAAUGCCUUGGUGCUCAGCAAAAAUUUUGAAGAUGGUGCUAGCAGGGCUGUUGAAGACAUUGACUGGGAUUCUCUUACUGUCAAGGGGACUUGCCAAGAAAUUGAGAAACGUUAUUUGCGCCUCACUUCUGCACCUGAUCCUGCCACUGUUAGGCCGGAGGAUGUUCUUGAAAAAGCUUUGCUUAUGGUACAAAAUUCCCAGAAGAAUUACCUAUAUAAAUGUGAUCAACUGAAGUCCAUUCGCCAGGAUUUGACAGUGCAACGAAUUCGAAAUCAUUUAACAGUAAAGGUGUAUGAAACUCAUGCUCGGUUAGCAUUGGAAGUUGGAGACCUGCCAGAAUAUAAUCAGUGCCAGUCACAGUUGAAAUCACUCUAUGCUGACGGUAUUGAGGGAUGUCAUAUGGAGUUUUCUGCGUACAACUUGCUUUGUGUUAUCCUUCACUCAAAUAAUAACAGAGAUCUCUUAUCAUCAAUGGCAAGUUUGUCAGCUGAAACAAAAAGGCACGAGGCUGUCAAACAUGCUCUUGCAGUUCGAGCUGCUGUCACUUCGGGAAAUUAUGUCAUGUUCUUCAGGCUCUAUAAGACAGCUCCCAACUUAAGCACCUGCCUUAUGGAUCUUUAUGUUGAAAAGAUGCGGUUUAAGGCAGUGAGUUGCAUGUGCCGAUCAUAUCGGCCGACAAUACCUGUUUCAUAUGUUGCUCAAAUUCUGGGGUUUACCAACAUAACACCUACAAAUGAGGAAAGUGAGGAUAAGGAUUCAGAAGGAUUGGAGGAAUGCAUUGAAUGGUUGAAACUGCAUGGUGCAUCCUUUAUUGCAGAUAACAAUGGGGAAAUGCAGCUUGACGCGAAGUCUACUUCUUCUAGUCUUUACAUGCCAGAGACUGAUGCCGUGUCCCAUGGAGAUGCCAAUCUUGCUGUUAAUGAUUUUUUUACACGGACACCUUCAUAGACUUUUUGUUGCCAUUUAAUUUUUGAAUUUAGAGCCGAGAGGAGGAACACGAUGCUACCUUCACAAUAUUGCACAACACAGCCACGUCCCAUACUGGUUGGGUAUUCCGGGUUUCCUUGUAACAAUAGAGAAUAGAACACUGAUGUGUAACUGGUAUAUGGAAUAUGUAGUGAAAAAGAACCCAAAUUCCCUUGGGGAAAUUGCUUUGCCUUGAAUACCUUGGGGAUUCGGCAGAGGUUAGUUUCUAGUUUCUAAUAUCAUUCACGGUGAGGUUAGAACAUGGUAAAUAUAUACUAGAGGAAGUAAUCUAAAUUCUUUUGUGUUGUAUCUUACACUAUUUUUGAA
Fragaria vesca subsp. vesca is the source of this 3674-nucleotide messenger RNA. RefSeq lists its product as uncharacterized. Bases 258 to 3329 code for a protein of 1023 amino acids. The transcript has 14 exons. The record is from RefSeq and is a predicted model, not a curated record. NCBI's taxonomy places the organism in Eukaryota, Viridiplantae, Streptophyta, Magnoliopsida, Rosales, Rosaceae. Gene Ontology annotation, cellular component: nucleus.